This is a messenger RNA of Theobroma umbraticum, 1469 nucleotides long. It is a transcript of the gene ASPGB1, whose product is annotated as N-terminal nucleophile aminohydrolases (Ntn hydrolases) superfamily protein. Gene Ontology annotation, molecular function: hydrolase activity. NCBI's taxonomy places the organism in Eukaryota, Viridiplantae, Streptophyta, Magnoliopsida, Malvales, Malvaceae. The record is from RefSeq and is a predicted model, not a curated record.
ACCUCGUAAAUGACCUUGCUCUCCUCGAAAACAAGUGGAAUAGAGAGAAGAGAAAUAGAGGGAAGAGACCAGAAAAAGAGAUAGAUUCCUCCUGCCCUGAUUCUACUACUGAACUUGAAAUUUACAUUGAAAUUCAACUCUAAGAGGGUUCAAGUCCGUGAGAGUCUAUAAAAAGGGGCCAAGGUGUGAGUUUUAGGGUUGUAAAGUGGGCUCAAAGAAGCGAAGGCGAGCGAGAGCGAGAGGCAGAGAGUUAAAAGAGACAGAGAGAAAAAUGGGAGCCUGGGCUAUCGCAGUGCAUGGUGGCGCUGGUGUGGACCCAAACCUCCCUAAAGAAAGGCAAGAGGAGGCUAAAAGACUCCUCACACGUUGUCUUAAUAUUGGCAUCUCUGCUCUCCUCUCUAAUCUCCCCGCCAUUGACGUCGUUGAACUCGUCGUGAGAGAACUGGAAACAGAUCCUUUGUUCAACUCCGGGCGUGGAUCUGCUCUCACGGAGAAUGGGACGGUGGAGAUGGAAGCCAGCAUUAUGGACGGACCAAAGAGGAGAUGUGGUGCUGUGUCGGGUUUAACCACGGUGAAGAAUCCUGUCUCUCUUGCCCGACUUGUCAUGGAUAAAUCACCACAUUCUUAUCUGGCCUUCUCGGGUGCCGAGGAGUUCGCUAGGAAACAGGGCGUAGAGUUGGUGGACAAUGAAUACUUUAUUACGGAAGAUAACGUGGGGAUGCUUAAGUUGGCAAAAGAGGCAAACUCAAUCCUGUUUGAUUACCGUAUCCCAGCAAUUGGCACUUGCGGCGCCGGCGCAGCUAUGGACAGUCCCUUGCAGAUGAACGGGCUUCCGAUCAGCGUUUAUGCUCCGGAGACGGUUGGGUGCGUGGUCGUUGACAAGGAAGGCCGGUGUGCUGCAGCCACCUCCACUGGUGGACUCAUGAACAAGAUGACUGGAAGGAUCGGUGACUCGCCCCUCAUAGGCUCGGGAACCUACGCAUGUGACUUGUGUGGGGUGUCAUGCACUGGGGAAGGAGAGGCGAUCAUCCGCAGCACCCUGGCUAGGGAAGUAGCGGCAGUGAUGGAAUACAAAGGGUUGAAUCUGCAUGAGGCGGUGGAUUAUGUGAUAAAAAAUAGGUUGGAUGAAGGAAAAGCUGGGUUGAUUGCUGUGUCUAAGAAUGGUGAGGUGGCUUGUGGGUUUAACACCACUGGGAUGUUCAGGGGCUGCGCCACCGAGGAUGGGUUCAUGGAGGUUGGUGUGUGGUAAAUGUGCUCGGCUUGCGCUAAACCUUUAGCAGUAGGCGGCCCAAGGGGAAUUUGCUUUCCGUGAUUUUACUCAUCUGCUCCACAGGAUCUCUUGUUUGGUCAUAAUUAAGUGAAGCACUGUGUAACUGAAAUGCCCGAAUAAUAAUCAAUCAGGAUCAAUAUUUUGGGACUGUAAUUUGCUAGUAUCAAAUAUCAAUCAAUCAUGACAUGUUGAUGCUUUA